ACAGAAAAGAUUUUGAAGCAAUGCAAGAGUAUGAACAACGAAUUUUAAUGGAAAGAUUCGCCAGACAAAUAGAACAAUGCGAAAAAAACCUAGAUAAAAUACAUGACAUAGAAGACGAAAAGGAACGAAUGUUCCAAGAACAACAUGAGUCAGAAGACAAGGCUUAG
Racocetra persica is the source of this 167-nucleotide messenger RNA. The record is from the annotation of a GenBank genome assembly. Lineage: Eukaryota; Fungi; Glomeromycota; Glomeromycetes; Diversisporales; Gigasporaceae.